AUGGGAUGGGCUGAUAGCCUCCUAAGCUUUGCUCGUGAUGAGAGGGUUGUUCUUGUCACCUUAGGCUUUGCCACCUUUAGUGUAGUGAGUACUGUCUUCACUGCCCUCACCAUCAUAAGAGACGACAACGAAAUUCCGCCACCACAGCCAAAGACACAAUACAUCACUCAAGAUACGGAAGACUCGUUGGAACUCGAAACGCUUGAGAAGCUAUUGGAUCACCCGAAUUAUUCUAUACGAGAAGUCGCGAUUAAGAUCCUUUGUGAUCGGGCCGUGAACGAUUCCGAGACAACUCACAUACUGUUAUUCGGCAUCACUCGACCAGAUUACGAUGAGAGGAUGCGGUGUCUUCGGGCUUUAGCCCUGCUCACUGGACAGACUAUUGGGCUGGACGGACUUUCAAAGUUGAACAAUCCCAAAGCCUACUCAGCUCUCGUCCGUUCUCUGGAGCUGAGCCUGGACGACACCGAGCGACCGAGUCUCACUGAUAGCCAUUGGGAUGAGUAUUACCUUCGCGACAUGGCCGAGAGGUUCUGCUUAAUGUUCAUCCUGGAGCUCGCCAAUAAGUACGGUGCCAGCAUGCUAGUUAAGGCACGCUUUGUCGAGAAGUGGUUGGCGAAGCAGGAAUGGGGCGAUACUCCGGAAGAAAGACGCCGAAGCUUCAGGGAUUAUAUGGCACUCAAGACAAAUAGGAUUGUGGAGAUUGUCGAUCGAAUCAAGGAGUCAAGACGAGGCCUCAGGGCUCUGGAAAAGGCAGGGCUCAUGGACAAGGAGAAUUCCAGAAGGAGAAUUCGUGAACUCCCAGACCUGAUUAUGGAGAUCGAAGAGGAGGCGGGAAACUUACCGCUUGUCGAACAGCAAGUGACACGAACCAGAGAACAUUCAGCCGAAGAGCAAAGACUACGACGGCAACAUCGAGAAGCGAUGGUUCUUAACGAUGGAACUCGACCACUGGCGCGCGAGGAUAUUAUCGAGAGAGAGCAUACGUCUCCUGCAUAG
This is a messenger RNA of Fusarium mangiferae, 999 nucleotides long. RefSeq lists its product as uncharacterized. NCBI's taxonomy places the organism in Eukaryota, Fungi, Ascomycota, Sordariomycetes, Hypocreales, Nectriaceae. The record is from RefSeq and is a predicted model, not a curated record. The coding region runs from base 1 to 999 and encodes 332 amino acids. The transcript is spliced from 2 exons.